CAAGUGAUUGAUUGCAGGAGUAUUUAGAAAUUUGUUUCCUUAAUCUGUGGUAAUCUUUACAGUAUAAAUAUGCUCAAAAAUAAGUUAUAAUCAACAUUUACAUCUUCAUUCAGACUGAGCAACUAGAUUAAACAACCGCCUAAACAAGAUCUAAAACAAUGAAGUGCCUCAGUGUUUUACUGUUAGCCAUUGUUGGUAUCGCCAGCGUGACAGCUUACUACAGUCACCACGGCAUGUAUAGAGGUUAUGGUUCAAUGGGUUACAGAUAUCCGAGAAUUGGUUAUGGGUCAUCAUUAUACGGUGGCUAUAGAGGAAUCGGUUAUGGUACUGGCAGGUAUGGUUAUCCAUAUUCUGGUAUCGGCUAUGGUUCAAUGCUUGGAGGUAUUGGCUAUGGAUCUAUGUAUGGUGGAAUCGGUUAUGGAUCUAUGUAUGGCGGCUAUGGACGUAGAUAUGGCGGGUACGGAUACAAACACGGAAAAUACCCUCACUACUAUCCAAGUAAAAAAUACGGAUACGACUAUUAAAUGAACUUGCUUACCAUUCUUUCAAACACCAUCCAUUUGUUUAUCCUUACUGAAUACUAUUUAUCGUUCCCUUACUUGCUGGACAAGUCGUUGUGAAACUGAGUUGUGUAAAAAUAACAUUUCUUUUUAACAUUAUAAAAAAUAGACUAACGUUAUAUAGUGAAAUAUCAUAAGUUAAACAUGCAGUUAAUUCAAUGCAUUGAUUUAUACAACCUUAUUAAAUAAUAAAUAGUUUAAUUAGCUCAAGUUUGUAUGUAUGUAUAAAUGUUGAUGUUAAGUUCUGUGUGUAUUGCUUUUGCUAUUAAAAAGUACAAAACAAGAA
This is a messenger RNA of Ruditapes philippinarum (Manila clam), 846 nucleotides long. RefSeq names its product keratin-associated protein 19-1-like. NCBI's taxonomy places the organism in Eukaryota, Metazoa, Mollusca, Bivalvia, Venerida, Veneridae. The record is from RefSeq and is a predicted model, not a curated record. The transcript is spliced from 3 exons. Bases 159 to 524 code for a protein of 121 amino acids.